UUCCCUCUUCCAUCCCUCGCUCACUCCGCCGCCGCCGCCGCCUCGGGGCCUCUCCUCGUCCGCCGCAGCCAUGGUGAAGUACUCGAGGGAGGCGUCCAACCCGACCAAGUCCUCCAAGGCCAUGGGCCGGGACUUGCGCGUGCACUUCAAGAACACUCGUGAGACAGCGUUUGCUAUCAGGAAGUUGCCUCUGGGAAAGGCCAAGAGGUACCUUGAGGAUGUGAUUGCCCACAAGCAAGCAAUCCCCUUCCGCAGGUAUUGUGGUGGUGUUGGGCGUACAGCUCAAGCUAAGUCUCGCCACUCGAACGGUCAGGGUCGCUGGCCUGCCAAGUCUGCGAGAUUCAUUCUGGAUCUUCUUAAGAAUGCAGAGAGCAAUGCUGAGGUGAAAGGUCUGGAUGUUGAUACUCUGUAUGUAUCCCACAUUCAAGUUAACCAGGCCCAGAAGCAGAGGCGCCGAACCUACCGUGCUCAUGGACGCAUCAACCCUUACAUGUCCUCCCCGUGCCACAUCGAGCUGAUCCUUUCAGAGAAGGAAGAACCUGUGAAGAAAGAGCCUGAGUCGCAGAUCGCAGCCCGGAAGGCCUAGAGAAGGAAGCUUUGCCCAACUUCUGCCUGUUUGUUAGAUCAGAUUUUAGCCUUUGGCUUUUGGCUGAGUUAAAAUUUUGGUUGGCUGUCUGUGCUCGCGUUGCCUAUCGAAAUACUACUAGCUCAUUAUACCUUGUCAAAACUGUUAUCUCAGUGUACUGCAAGAUAUUACUCUAUUCGCGUAUCGCAAAUUCAGGAGGUGUUUGGAUUA
This is a messenger RNA of Oryza brachyantha (malo sina), 796 nucleotides long. RefSeq names its product 60S ribosomal protein L17. NCBI's taxonomy places the organism in Eukaryota, Viridiplantae, Streptophyta, Magnoliopsida, Poales, Poaceae. Bases 71 to 586 code for a protein of 171 amino acids. Gene Ontology annotation, cellular component: ribosome; cytosolic large ribosomal subunit. The record is from RefSeq and is a predicted model, not a curated record. Gene Ontology annotation, molecular function: structural constituent of ribosome. The transcript has 7 exons. Gene Ontology annotation, biological process: cytoplasmic translation.